Messenger RNA from Sinocyclocheilus anshuiensis, 1619 nucleotides. RefSeq lists its product as uncharacterized. Bases 436 to 1251 code for a protein of 271 amino acids. Lineage: Eukaryota; Metazoa; Chordata; Actinopteri; Cypriniformes; Cyprinidae. The transcript is spliced from 2 exons. The record is from RefSeq and is a predicted model, not a curated record.
GUUUGUGUUUAGGACCUCAAAUUAAUUAUGCAGUGUGAUUUGCUGCUGUGGCUCAGAAGAGCCACAACUUUUUUUUUUUCAUGGAGGAGUUUUGCUGUCUUGCCGUCUCCUGCCCCAAUGACGACGAGACCCUGAAGUUUCUAUUCUGGAUCGGGGUGAAUUAUCACCAGUCCAUUUACCUCCCCGACACCACAGGCUGUCAUUAGGUUUCUAGAGAGUGUCGCUCCCCGAUCCAGUGAACAGCCAGACCCGGAGCCUGUACCAUUGAUCGUGGAGAAAUCGUGUGAGCCCCCAGCAGAUGUUGAGGGAAAAUCUACCUCCACAAGUGAGCCAGAGCCCGAGCAAGAGAGGACAGAGCUUCCCUUUGCCCCAGAAGAGGAAUACCAGAGUGAGUCUGACCAGGGGUGUGAGCCCGCAACACCAGCGGCUGAGGGAAUGGAGACAGAGGACUGGCUGAUGAUAGACUUCAGUGUGGAGGUACUAACUCCCAUCCUAUCCCAUCCAGUACCUGAAUCAUCAUCGCGGUUUCUAGACAGCAGAAAGAACCGUUUGGAUUGUGAUUUAUCGGUUUGUUCUGAAUUGGUGCUGCUUAAAGACCACAUUAAGGACUAUAUAGACUGUGAUUCAAUCAUUUCUUCGACCUGCAAGGGCUGUGUCAUUCUCACAGUGAUCUUGUCUAGUUUUGUGUUACCACAGACCUCAGUUAGUCCUCUAGCCCCACCGCUGCUGGAUGUUUACAGCCCUGCGCCGUCUCGGGGUUGUCCUGCUGUGAUGUUGAGCUGCAGAUUAUGCAACCGCCAGUGCGAUAGGAUCCUGCUGCUCCGCCUCCGGCCUCUACUCCAUCUCGGCUUGUCGACCGGUCGCCUCCUCCUUGUCUCCACUAGACCCUCAGCCUUGCAGCUCCACCGGAUUCCCUUGUCCCACCGGCUCCCCCUUGGUCAGUCGUCACUCUACUUCCACCUCGGACUUACGGGCCGUUCGCUACAGUCCGACCCUACAGCCCUACGGCUAAAGCAGGUUCCUACUUCCCUUCGGGUAUGCCUCAGUCUUCAGUCACACCGGCAUUGCCUCAGUCAUCGGGUACUCUGGCUCCGCUUCGAACGCUCAACACCGCGGCUUCGCCAAGGUCUCUGGUACCUGCGACUUCACUCCGCUCCAUCAGUCCUCCGUCUGCGCCUUCAGAUCCACCUGUUCAGUCUGUCAGUCGUCCCCCAGAUACUGUUAGUGUCAGCCACCACCACACCAUCUUAGCUCCUCCCUCCCUCGAUUCCACCGUGGGCUGUCAGCACUGGUGAUCUCUGGGUGUGUGCCAUCAAGCCGUUUACAUCUUCACUGCCGGGAUCUCGUCGUCAUUCAGAGGUUACCAUCCCUUCACCACCUCUUCAUCCUCCUCCAAAUUACAGAAGGAAAAAAAAAAGUGGUCUUACUCUACCAUGCUUAAAAGAGUACUAUCAUGCAGCCUAAUUAUUUCAUUUAAUAUGUUUAUGCAAUCCAAAUUUUUAAGGCCAGAUGGAAGGACAUUGAAAAUGCUAAUCCUAAUAGACCACCAAUGUAAGCCAUAAUGGCUGAUGAUCAUUUGAUUAAAAGCAAUAAAGAAGAAUUCAACCCAUGGACAAUUA